AUGCAAUACCUCGCACUGCUGGCGGGCCUCCUGGCCUCCGCAGCAGCAGUUCCAACAUCCGACACGCUCAAAAUCUGCGAUUAUCUCUACCAGAAAUAUCCAAACUUUCUCGCCUACGACACGCUAGGCCUGUCGGCGUUGAAGACCGUUGCGAACGCCUCGCAAUACACUGAAAUCAACAGCGUAUAUUGGAACAAUGAAAACUCCUAUGCCUACCGAGCUGCCUGUGCUUUCUUCCCGGACAACGCUGAGAAGGUCUCCGAUGCCGUCAAGCAGCUCAACAAGUACCCUUCCGUCAAGUUUGGACUGAAGUCUGGAGGUCACAACCCAGCUCCUGGCUUCUCAGCAGUCGAUCAAGGCGUCCUAAUCUCGUUCGAGCCGAACCUCGCAUCGACGACUCGGACUGCGGAUGGGAACCACUUUCUUGUCGGACCCGGCGCUCGGUGGGGCGAUGUCUACAAGGAGGCAGGCAAGACUCAACAAAUCGUUGUCGGAGGCCGGCUAGGUCACAUCGGUGUUGGUGGCUUUGUGCUCGGCGGUGGUUUGUCGUACUAUUCGGCACAAUAUGGCCUCGCGUGCGACAACGUCGACAACUUUGAGGUCGUUCUGGCAGACGGAACCAUCACCAACGCCAACAGAACCUCCGAACCAGAGCUUUUCUUCUCGCUAAGGGGCGGUGGCAAUCAGUUCGCCAUCGUGACCCAGAUGACGAUGCAAGCCCACCCAGAAGGUGUCAACGGUCAAGUCUGGGGCGGCAUUCGAGCCUACAGCUCCGAGAAGCGACAUGAGCUCUUCCGCGCCGUCACCAACUUCAUCAGAACCUACCCCGACGCCAAAGCCGCCAUCAUCCCGGUCUUCCAAUUCGGCCUCCCCCUCAACCUCCUCAACGCCGUCACCGGCCCAAUCGUCUUCUUCUUCUACGACGGCCCUACCCCACCCUCCUCCCUCUUCGCCGAAUUCGACGCCAUCACGCCCCUCGUGUCGGACACCAGCACAAAGUCAUACUACGACCUCUCCCAAGAAGCCGGCGGCGCAAGCCUCAACGGCUUCGGCAACUCCUUCCGCGAAGUCACCGUACAAAACCUCCCGGAGGACAUGAUGGUCGACUACCUCGACGUCUACUGGAACAGGACCUACAAGCGAGUCCUGACAGAUGGUCUGGAACAACCGCUUGACGUGCAGCUUGUCGGCUUCACGCCACAACCUGUUUCUGUGCGUAUCGCCGAAGCGUCGCAGGCUCAGGGCGGGAAUGCGUUGGGACUGGACCCGAAGAAUGGAGAUCGCAUCUGGAUCGAAAACCAGUUCUUGUGGGCGAGUGGACCGUUGUGCAAGGAGAGAUGUCCGCAGUACUCAAAAGAUUUGUCGGAAAACUUGUUGCAGUGGCAGAAGAAGACGUACGGGAAUGUGCCGCCGACGAAUUAUCAGUCUGGAGAUUUGUCGUUUGUCAACUACAACCCGAUGUUUAUGAACGAUGCGGCCCCAGACCAAGAUGUCUACACGAGUUAUGGUUCGGACAACUUGCGGCGACUUCAAGCGGCGAAGAGGCAUUAUGAUCCGACGGGGUUCUUCACGAAUCGACAGGGCGGGUUCAAGUUGCCUGCAUGA
Zymoseptoria tritici IPO323 is the source of this 1605-nucleotide messenger RNA. Its product is annotated as secreted FAD-dependent oxidoreductase. The transcript has 6 exons. The record is from RefSeq and is a predicted model, not a curated record. The coding region runs from base 1 to 1605 and encodes 534 amino acids. Lineage: Eukaryota; Fungi; Ascomycota; Dothideomycetes; Mycosphaerellales; Mycosphaerellaceae. Gene Ontology annotation, molecular function: oxidoreductase activity; FAD binding.